Messenger RNA from Leptinotarsa decemlineata (Colorado potato beetle), 980 nucleotides. Its product is annotated as GDNF-inducible zinc finger protein 1. The record is from RefSeq and is a predicted model, not a curated record. Gene Ontology annotation, biological process: regulation of transcription by RNA polymerase II. NCBI's taxonomy places the organism in Eukaryota, Metazoa, Arthropoda, Insecta, Coleoptera, Chrysomelidae. Gene Ontology annotation, molecular function: protein binding; DNA binding. Gene Ontology annotation, cellular component: nucleus.
ACGAUUUCGAAGACGACGAUCUGCUGAUUACUGGCAGUCGAAUGGAAUUCGGCAACCACGAAGUAUGUUGGCUGAUGCUCUAGAUUCAUCUUCAAAUAUACGUUCCAAAGAAGAAGGAGAAAGAAAAAAUAGACUGAUUAAUUUAGGAGAAGGAAUAGAAAUAUAUGAAGAUCAGUUACGCAGCGUCAAAUGGAGUGACUAUAGGAAACUAACAAGAGGAUUGGCUACAAUCCUCUUCAGCCCGGCAGAGUUAGCUACUUGUUCUGUAACUGGACAAAGAUGGAGUAGGGCAGGAAGCGGGGAGAGACCUGUGAAACCUGCUUUAAAUAAAGCCAAAGUCCAGGCAAUAAUAUCGUACGUCGCCACAAGAUUCCCAAUGGUUGAAAUAAGUAGAAUAAAACAAGUUCUUGCAUACAAAUGUAAAGAAAAUUCCACCACCUUCAAAAUGAAAGCGGUCAGAUAUUAUGGAGAACACCUGAACGAGUGAAAAAUCAUAACGGCUAAUGGAUGAACUUCACCAAUGCCGGCAGCUCCUUUGAUUAAAUAUUAACUAUGUUUGAUAUAUUCGGAUAAAUAAGGAAUUCGAAUAAGCAUUACCUACAUCUCUGAUUUUAUGACUCUUGGAUUUUUCCAUCUUGAAGAAACUAUACAAAAUAUCAAUCAACAUAUUGAUUUGAAGUGAACAAUAAUAGAUGAAUGCAUUUUAGAAUAUUGCAUAUCACAGAGUAGAUAUUGAAAUAUUUUCUUUAUUUCUUGUUGAAAUGAUGAUUCAAAGGAUAUAAUACUGGAGAAAUUAAUAUUCGUUUGAAGUUGAUGGAUACAAUUUUGAAGAAGAACUGAAAAUUAUGUGUACUUGAACUGGUUUGCACGGUUGGAAUUAACUUCAUCUUUAUACAGACACACACUAAGUUGUUACCGACAACCGUAAAUGUAAUUUCAAUCUUGAGAAAUGUAAAAGGUUGAAUUUUCUAUAGAAAUAU